Messenger RNA from Amphimedon queenslandica, 1371 nucleotides. RefSeq names its product UDP-N-acetylhexosamine pyrophosphorylase-like protein 1. The record is from RefSeq and is a predicted model, not a curated record. Gene Ontology annotation, biological process: UDP-N-acetylglucosamine biosynthetic process. Gene Ontology annotation, molecular function: UDP-N-acetylglucosamine diphosphorylase activity. The transcript has 10 exons. Bases 149 to 1312 code for a protein of 387 amino acids. NCBI's taxonomy places the organism in Eukaryota, Metazoa, Porifera, Demospongiae, Haplosclerida, Niphatidae.
CUUUAUUGAGGCUCAGCAGACCCUGGCUGAUAGUUCUGAGAAGAAAGAUGAUCGACUGGAGCCACUGGAUAAAUCAAUAGUGGCUUCGAGCAGUGAUCCUGAAAGUAACCAGUGGAGGGAUGUUGGACUUAAAUUAAUCAAUGAUGGAAUGGUUGGUGUUUUAUUACUAGCAGGUGGGCAGGGAACUAGACUAGGUGUAUCCUAUCCUAAAGGAAUGUACAAUGUGCAGCUACCAUCUAAUAAAACACUUUAUCAAUUGCAGGCCGAAAGAAUAUUGAAAUUACAAGAGCUAGCUAAAAAUAAAUAUGGAAAGGAGGACACUAUUGUCACAUGGUACAUCAUGACCAGUGAGUACACACGGGACACUACAAUAAAGUUUUUCAAUGACCACAAAUACUUUGGACUGGACAAAAGGAAUGUUGUCAUAUUUGAGCAGAAUACUCUUCCUUGUGUUGAUUUCAAUGGAAGGAUACUUCUAGACAAGAAGAACUCCAUUGCACGUGCUCCUGAUGGAAAUGGCGGACUCUAUGCUGCUCUUGUUAAUAAAAAUAACAAUGUACUCAAGGAUAUGAAUUCUCGUGGUAUUAAGUGUAUCCAUGUCUAUGGUGUUGAUAAUAUUUUAGUUAAAAUGGCUGAUCCUGUUUUUGUUGGAUAUUGCUGGAGCAGAGAUUCUGAUUGUGGAGCUAAAGUGGUUAGAAAAUCAAGUCCUGGUGAAAAAGUGGGUGUGGUUUGUCUUUUAGACGGAAAAUAUCAGGUGGUUGAGUAUAGUGAAAUCAGUCAGUCAACAGCUGAAAUGUGUAAUCCUGAUGGCUCAUUAACCUUUAGUGCUGGGAAUAUCUGUAACCAUUACUUUACUGUCUCUUUUCUCGAGAGGGUUUGUUCUGAUCACAAAGAUCAGCUCGUUCAUCACAUUGCAAAGAAGAAGAUACCUUACAUUGAUGAUACAGGAAUGAGGGUGGAGCCUACAUCACCUAACGGUAUUAAAAUGGAAAAAUUUGUAUUUGAUGUUUUUCAAUUUUCAGAAAAAUUCUCUGUAUUCGAGGUAGUGCGUGAUGAAGAGUUUGCCCCAUUAAAGAAUGGACUCGAUUCCCCAACUGAUUCUCCUGUUACUGUUAGACAAGCCUUGAUGAACCUUCAUUAUAAGUACAUACAGAGGGCAGGUGGAACCAUUACUAGUGACACUCCAGUCCAGGUCAAUGGUACUAAUGGUAUCAUAUGUGAGAUAUCACCACUGGUCUCUUAUGCUGGGGAAGGCCUUCAGGAACUGUGUAGUGGUAAUACAUUCAAAGUGCCUCUUCAUUUGACAGAUUAAUACUUUUUAAAUUAUUAUUAUUAUUAUUAUUAUUUAUAAGAAUAAUUGAGAGUCAGGAA